AUGACUGUUCCAACUCCUACUCCCAUUUUAGCCAACAAUGCUAACGUUGUUGCUACUCUCAAUCAACCUACUGGCCUUCCUAGACCAGCGGAAGCUCCUCCUAAACGUAACCAGGUCAAAAAUGCUUGUACCAAUUGCCAAAAAGCCUGUAAGAAGUGUGAUGAUGCAAGACCAUGUCCACGUUGCGAGAAGUAUGGCAUUGCUGACUCUUGUGUUAACUCGGUAAGAAAAGAACGCAAGAAGGGCAUCAAGCGUGGUCCAUACAAGAGAAGACAAAAGAACAUUGGAGAAGAAAAGCCCAAAGAGCAACAACAACAGCAAGAACAACAACAACAAACACCCAUCUACCAAGCUCCUGCUACUCAACCCCCCACUGUAUCCGCUACAGCAAAUGUUGUUCCAACGGCUGCUACUGUCGCUCCUGACUUUGGCUAUCCUACUCAAUUGAGCCAAUAUGCCUCAUCUUACGAAUCCUAUGGCUACGCUACAGUCUACAAUACGGAUGGCACCAGCAAGGAAAUAGUCCCUGGCCAGUAUGUUCUCCCUGUAUACUCUGCUUAUCCUGCUCCCAUCUUGGUCAACGGUAACACUACAGCACAAGCUUCAACUGCAGGUGAGGCUACUGCUACUACAUCUGAUGCCAGCGGCAAGCCUGAUGCUUCUGAGUGUGCCAAAAAUCAACCAUUAACGCCCGUCCCUAGCACCUCCAACUCUUCAGGCACAACAUCCCCAUCUGAAACUCAUGACGAAGAUGAGCGAUUCACUCGUUUGACUCAACUUUGUACUGCUGCUCUUCGUGAGAACAAGGAAGCUAAAGAGAAGGCUCAGGCAUGUGCUGGAGGUGGUGAACAAAAUGCUGAGACUCUCGUCAAAGAAGAACCACAAUAA
Mucor velutinosus is the source of this 888-nucleotide messenger RNA. RefSeq lists its product as uncharacterized. The coding region runs from base 1 to 888 and encodes 295 amino acids. The record is from RefSeq and is a predicted model, not a curated record. Gene Ontology annotation, cellular component: nucleus. Gene Ontology annotation, biological process: regulation of DNA-templated transcription; cellular response to starvation. Lineage: Eukaryota; Fungi; Mucoromycota; Mucoromycetes; Mucorales; Mucoraceae. Gene Ontology annotation, molecular function: zinc ion binding; RNA polymerase II transcription regulatory region sequence-specific DNA binding; DNA-binding transcription factor activity, RNA polymerase II-specific. The transcript has 3 exons.